This is a messenger RNA of Hypanus sabinus (Atlantic stingray), 5658 nucleotides long. RefSeq names its product synaptotagmin XIII (gene syt13). Bases 227 to 1498 code for a protein of 423 amino acids. Lineage: Eukaryota; Metazoa; Chordata; Chondrichthyes; Myliobatiformes; Dasyatidae. Gene Ontology annotation, biological process: regulation of calcium ion-dependent exocytosis; regulation of dopamine secretion; calcium-ion regulated exocytosis. The record is from RefSeq and is a predicted model, not a curated record. The transcript is spliced from 6 exons. Gene Ontology annotation, molecular function: calcium ion binding; calcium-dependent phospholipid binding; syntaxin binding.
UCAGCCUUAGAUCUACACUAAGUGCUGCUGCCUCCAUCUCUAUUCUACUGCUACUAAAAACUCCAGACUGGCUGUCCCCUAGGGCUCUUCCAUCAUGUGUUAACUAUCUGCUUGAGGACGUAACUUCCAGUAUAAGUUCUGCGUUUGAAGUGUUUGCAGAAGCCAAAGAAUUUUGUCUUGAAAGGUCGAUGUUCACUACAGCUGUUCCUGGUCCACCUUGGUGAUAAUGCUUCUAUUGAUAGUUCUUGGGGCCACUCUUGGGGUAACUGGCGGUGUUGUUGCUACCUGUGCAAUGGCAUUCCUAUGGUGCCGUUUUAAAAAGCAGAGAGGGUCCUACAAAAAUCUGGAGAACAAGUGUCUGGAAAGCACAGCAAAGGAGAGAAGUAUCCUGCACACGACACAACAGUUUAGAGUGAAGAAGACAAUGGAGACAAUCCAGCCAAGGACCAGGUUAGCAACAACUAAAAUCUAUGGCCCCAAACCAAUGAAAACCUUCCCAAAGUUCAUCAAUUACACAGACUGUACCAUAGAAAGGAUGGAUGAAUGUCUGCCAGCUAAAGCAGAGAAGACCAACAUCUCCAGUUUAAUGGUGAAUUCAUCUGAAGAUCUGUUUGUUUUUUCCAGGAAUGCUCCUGGUGAUGCUGUAUCUCUGUCAGAUGACAUGCAGUGUGAAAUGUCUGAGGAUUCGAAUGAAGAUGUGAAACUGCAUUAUGGAAUUCAGUACAACCGCUAUAAGUCAGAACUUUAUCUCACCAUUAUUGAAGCCCAAAACACAGGCAUGGUGGAAAACAUGAACCGCAGUGACAGUUACGUGGUAGCUGCCUUAAUCACGACACUUGGGAAGGCUGAGGCCGAGACCUCUAUCCAGGCAAAGACCCUGCACCCGGUUUGGCAAGAGACUCUGACAUUCCCAGUUUUAGAGGAACACAUGCGGGAGGGAACUUUAACUGUGGCUGUCUACAGCUGUGAUAAGUAUUCCAGGCAGGACUGUGUGGGGGAAGCUCAGCUCAAGCUGUGUGAUGUGGCAGUAGAAGAAAGGACUGAGUGCUGGAUCAGACUGACAGCCCCUCUAAAGAAUUCAUCGCAUGGUGAGAUCUUGCUUUCCAUCAACUUCCUUCCAGCUGCUAACCGUCUGAUUGUCAUCAUUAUGAAGGCACAGCACUUAAAUGCCAACAAGCUGAAAGAUCUGAUAGAUAUGUCAGUCAAGCUCACUCUCAUGCACCAAUCCUUGAAGCUGAAGAGAAAACAUACAAGACAUGUUAAGCACAAGAUUAACCCAGUGUGGAAUGAGAUGAUAAUGUUUGAGUGUCCUUAUGAAAUGCUCUGCGAAGCCAGUCUUGAACUGGAAUUAUUGAAUCAAAACUGUACUGGGAAAAAUCAUCUCCUUGGAAAAUGUAACCUCGGUAUGAACUACACUGACUUAGAGUUAGGUCACUGGCAGGAAAUGCUGGCCAACCCCAAGAAACAGAUUGCAAUGUGGCAUAAACUGCAUGAAUAAUCACCCUCUCUCUGUCACAUUCACUGGCAAAGUUCAAGCUUCUGCAGAUUUAUUUUCAAAGCUUCCUGCACUCGUUGAUGCCAUGGCCGAUGUUCAGUUUUCCAUAAACUAUAUAAAUCGCAGGGCUGACAUAGUGGGAAAGGUUUAAACAAACAGCUGAGGUGUGUACCGAGCCCUGCAGUUUGGGGCUUACUUCUUAUUGUGGCUUCUUUUGUAGAAUGGUUGCACUGAACACAGUUAAAUUUUUUUCAUGGAUCUGUUUGCAGCCCAAUUAACUGUCCACCAAAGGCGCUCAUGAGGCCCACUUCAGUGUUAAAGACGGAUGCCAGUCUGUGCUCUACCCCCUUAUGAGUAUCUCCAUUCAAUUUCCCUCACUCUAUUUCAUCAGCUUCUCUCCCUGCCGCCCCUCCCUCCCUCAACUAAAAGAGGGAGGUCCCUGUAACCUGUUCUAGAUUCCAAACAGUUCUUAUCUCAUCUGAUCAGUGUACUCACCCUCAUUUUCUUGUUAAUCCCUGUAACCCUCAACUCUCCUUUUGACUGAAAUUCUAAUUCAGCUUUGAAUAUGCUUAAUAACUCAAUCACAUCUUCCCAACUUCCUGCUUUCUAAUUGCCCUCACCAUCUUCUGAUCAGCACCUGGAUCUUCUUUCCUUCACUUCUCUCAGUUACUGCCUUCCACUGUCCCUUCCAAUUAUCCUCACCUGUCUCUUUCAUUCAUGACCUAUUCUCUUCCAGGAAUUAGCAAGGACCGUUAUCAGCAAAAGAGUGGGUCAACAUUGAAUGCCUCUUCAACUCUGAGCUGCCUGAGGAUGCCUAGUAACCGAGUGUAAACUUCCAGCCAUGUGGAAAUGAAGAUGGAGUCUCGCCUGCAUGAUGUGGUGUCGUACUUUGCCACAUUUCAACUGUUGGUCUAACAGAAAUCAAUUUCGAAUCAUUGAAGUGGAAAUAUUAAUGUGAUGAUGGGUUUAUUAAUCCAUUAUUUGUGGUAUCUCAUCAUCAUCACCUAACUGAUUUUAUUGAGGUUCAAUCAUUUUAACUGAGAAGCCACAAUAUGGUCUUGACAUAGCUGCACAAGAAAUGUUCUCAGAUAUCAUUGUUCAAGUUCCUGCUUUUAAUUAAUUGCUAAAAAGAAGAAGCAGACAGUUCUAAAUGGAAAAUAAUUCCUCAAUAUUUUUUACCUCAACAUUGGAUAUGAUGUUAAAUUUCAACUCUCUCAGAUAAUUGAACUCAAGAGCACAUUAACUUUUUAUGCUUCAGCUGAUUGGGACAAAGGGUCAUGUCUGUUUAUCCUGAAAUUAUAUCCACUUAAUCACCAUGUUCCUGUGUUUAACAAACUCAUUGGAUAUCUGCCAUUGAGUGUUCAGAAUAGUAUUUUCAGCUAAAGGAAGGCACAAAACAGCAUUAAACAGUGCAUUUUGCAAGCAGGAGUGUUAAAAAAUGGGGAUAUUUACUGACUAAAUUGUAAGCUCAAAAUGGUAACACAACAUGAUUGCAGCAACAAGAGACUUUACUCUGUAUUGACUAUUUUAAUCAACAUUUACUUCAAGUCUUUUGAAUCUUUAACCAUUUGGACUCAAAUGACCAGCCAAAAGUUUUACUUAAAGAUGUGGAAGAGCAAAAGCAUUCAUAUGUCCAGAUACAUUUAUCAUUCAAUGCUAAUAUACAGAUACAAAAGUAUUUCAGUAAAAACAAUGGAAUGUCAAUCUAUUCAAAAGAGAUGGAAUUUUUAAAAAAUUAAAUACCAUAUCAAUCCCUGUCUGUCUAGAAUACUGCACACAGCUUUGGGCUAAAAAUUAUAACUUUAAAGUGAUACAAUGGUUUAAAAUAUUAAAUUAUAAAGAUGCAUAAACAAGGUUUGCUUACUUGUGAAUUUAGAAAUGUGACAACUUAUCAAAAUGAUUAAAGGAUUUGGUAGGGUUGACAUCAAUAAACUAUUGGCUCUUUUUGUGAGAACUGUGACGUGAUUAUAUAACCUGAAAUUGGAACUGGGGUAUUUGGAAAUAAAUCCUUACAGCAAUUUGAUUUCUGUCACCUGGUUCGGACAUGGCCCAAGUGCAGAGUGAGAGACACUGAAGCAGGUCGAUAGUUCACAGACUUUAAUCCAAACAGUGUUAAAGGGAAAAGAAAACGGUAAAGGCUAGGCCAAACAGGGCAAUUAACUAAAACUCUCAAAUGGAAAAUGAAGCCUACACUGCGGCUGAAAAGAACAACUAAGAAUAAAUACUACUAGUCUUCAGAGUCAGUUGACUUGACAGACCAAUUUCUCAGGCGGGGUCGAAUGCAAGCAGGCAACGAAGUGUUGUUGUGUCCAUAUCCAAGUCUCAACAAGUAUGGGGUUAAAUAUUAUCACAAAGAAAUAAUAAUUAGCUGACACAUGCAUAUUCACAAGCGCAAUUGCCAUAUCUACUGCACUGUUGAAUCUGUAGAUAUGACAGAUUUCCAUGCAUUGGAGGCCUCAAAGUUGCUUUCCCCAAUGGUCUGUCAAGUUAUUUUUUUACAUUUCUUGUUCAGUGAGGUUAUAAAAGUAGAUACAUGUUGUUGAGGUGGAAGUACUAAAUGAUCCAUUCAUUUAGUUUUCAUUAAAUAUACAGUGAUGAUUUUUGUAUUCCCAGACAGUCAUGGUGGUGUAAUUGUUGUCCCAUAUUUUGCUAAUUUUUAGUCAAUGUCCAGGUUUCACAAGACAAAGUUUUCUUACACACUAUCCUUUCUUGAUACCAUCACCAAUUCAUUAACUGACCUUUUGUUAUUGAUCAAUUUAUUCUAUAUUCUCAAUAUUUCUAAUAUUCAGCCUCUUACAAUGCAUUGGUUGAAUUAUUCCUUCAAUAUCAUAGAAUCAUAGAGAGAUACAGUAUAGAAAAGGGUCCUUCAGCUCAUUGAGUCCAUACUGAUCAUCAACCAACUUAUUUUUAUACUAAUUCUAUAAUUCUAUUUGUUAUUCUCCCCACAUUCUCCUCAAAUCCCUUCAGCUUCAGAGAAUGUGCAAACUUCACAUAGGUAAUACACAAAAUCAGGAACAUGGAUAUUUACCAUCUGUCCAUGUUAAACCCUUCAUUAUGUUAACAUUUUAACAGAUGGACAGUAAAAUUAGUCAUGGUUAGUAUCUCAGAAUAUUUGAAAGUAAAUUUUCAUGUAAUUUCAAAACCAGACUGAUUCUUUUCUUCCUGCUGUCUCUUCAGCUGACGUAUAGACCAUUACUUAGAUACUCUGAAUUCAAUCUGUUGAUUUAUUCCCGUGAUAAAGCUGUAUCCAGAAAUAUUGCUCUUUGUUUCUCAUGCCAAAUAAUUCUUGACCACUCAACAAUAGUCUCUUUGAAAUUCAAUUUCACUGAGAAUUUGAAUAUUGCUACAUAUGCGUGAAGCUCUCUCAAUCACCUCUCUUAGGAGUGGUUGGGUGAUCUUCACACAUACUGUAAAUAGAAGUAAUGUGCUAUCAACAUACAUUAGUGUCGCUCAAAAUGGAAACUUGGUGGGGCAGGUCGACAGGUGUUUUGUCUUCAUGCCUGAGGACUUCUUUGUCCGAUGCAGUGAGGUUUUAUUUUCCCUCAAUCUUUGCUGGCUGUGCUCACUUCAAACCUAAAUAUCCAAACAGGCCAUUAACUGCUUCAUUCUAAAUAUUAUGAUUUUAUUUCGACAAGGCAACAAUUUCAUUCAGAAUGAAUAAAAGAUCUCUGACCAAUCACUUGAAACAUCUAUGAAGCUUUAAUGAGCUACGGCAUGAAGCACUGACUUCAUUGAGAUGGGAAUUAAAUUUCCAUUCAGUUUCAAGUACCUUUCAGAAAUCAAGCGACCACAAACAAAGGUGACAUUUAUUGCCAAAGUGAAAAAAGUCAAAGUUCUUUAUGACCUAAGUUAGAUUUACCCUUGCCAGACAGGAAAACUGUUCAGACUGUAACUGAUUAUUAUUUUCUUCAACAGGGAAAUCAGCAAUCUAUUGCUAAUCACUGGUAUUCCCUUCUAUCUUGAAAAUAAUUUAUUUUUUAAUUUUUACUUAGAGAUACAACACAGUAACAGGCCCUUCCAGCCAACGAGCCCGUGCUGCCCAAUUAACUUAUUAACCUGUAUAAUUUUGGAAUGUGGGGAAAAACUGGGGCACCCGUGGUUACGAGAAUGUACAAAUUCCUUACUGACAUUGUUGGAAAUGAACUCGGUUUACUAGUAGCAUA